GGAUCCUCCCAAACCAGAAGUAAACCCGGGCGGUAUUUUUACUUUUAAUCCGCGAGUUUCAACUGUCAGGUAAUGCUUUCCUACCUGUCAUGCCACGGUUGUCGAACCAACCAGUAGCAGUGAGACCAACAUUUCGCCUUACAGACGUUAAUCAGGACGCAACAUACCCGUGUAACCGUGGAUGUAACACUUGCAGGUUUAGAAUCUUCGACCUACACUGUCGCUGUGGUGCUGAACAAAUAUUAGCUGUCUUCAUUCAGGAAAGUUGGGGUCAGGCGAACGUAACCAGCAUGCUGGCACCGCAGGCGGAUCGGGUCAUGGCACUUGCAGAAUGGGAGGAACGCUGGCAGGAGGACAGAAUUGGUUUCCAUCAGCCUCAUGUACACACGAUGCUGGAGAACAACAUUGAUAAAGUUAUAGCCGGACGGGCAGAAGUUCGCUUCUUCUUCCCUCUCUGUGGGAAAGCUGUAGAUAUGAAGUGGCUAGCAGACAUGGGCCAUUCAGUGGUGGGGGUGGAGAUAUCUGAAAAGGCUAUAAAACAGUUCUUUGAGGAGAACAACAUGACCUACAACGAGGAGCCUGUCCCUGCCAUACCUGGAGCAAAGGUCUUCAAGAGCUCAGAGAGAAAUAUCUCCCUAUAUCAGAGUGACCUUUACAACUUCUCCAGUUCCAUUGAGGGUCAGUUUGGGGCAAUUUGGGACAGAGGAUCUCUAGUGGCCAUCAACCCAAGAGACAGAGAAAAGUAUGCUGCUCUCAUCAUUUCUCUCAUGGCCAAAGACUGCAGAUACCUUUUGGACACUUUGUUGUACAAUCCUGAAUUAUAUAACGGUCCUCCAUUUUUGGUGCCCGAUGAGCAAGUAAACAGCCUGUUUGGGAACAGCUGUGAUAUAGAACUGCUGCUGUCGCUGGAUGCCCUGACAGAAAGACAGCGAGGCUGGGGGCUGGACUACCUGACUGAAAACGUACACCUCAUCACUCCAAAGAGCAUUUAAAAACUUGCAAGUUUAGAGAGCUUAAAAAAGCAGAUCUUGGGCAUUUUAUUGCAAAGCCAUCUCGUAGGCAUUUUGAAGGGAAAUUAAAGUGCUUGGAAAGAAAAUGUGAACCGUUUUAAACUCAUGAUUUUGCAUUAGGCCUCUUAGGACUGUAGUUUUGAAUGAAAAAUAAAACGUAUUUUGUCACAAGA
This is a messenger RNA of Etheostoma cragini (Arkansas darter), 1183 nucleotides long. Its product is annotated as probable thiopurine S-methyltransferase. The transcript has 9 exons. Bases 90 to 992 code for a protein of 300 amino acids. Gene Ontology annotation, molecular function: thiopurine S-methyltransferase activity. NCBI's taxonomy places the organism in Eukaryota, Metazoa, Chordata, Actinopteri, Perciformes, Percidae. The record is from RefSeq and is a predicted model, not a curated record.